Colletotrichum navitas is the source of this 2208-nucleotide messenger RNA. RefSeq lists its product as uncharacterized. The record is from RefSeq and is a predicted model, not a curated record. NCBI's taxonomy places the organism in Eukaryota, Fungi, Ascomycota, Sordariomycetes, Glomerellales, Glomerellaceae. The transcript has a single exon. The coding region runs from base 233 to 1834 and encodes 533 amino acids.
CGACAGAGGAAACCCGCGCCCUCCCUUGCACAGCAGCCUUGAUAAGUCCAAUAACUGCAACCUAAGUUACUACUUUGUUCAUGGAUCGCCCUCAUCAAUUACCUACGCUGUUAUCGACUUCCGUCCAAGUCUAAAACAUCACGGCAACAUUCUUUUACGCUGCCCCCAUUUCUUUCGCACUCCGAGCCAUCCAUACAACACGACACCAGCCGCUUCCAGUUGUACUGGCCCUAUGAAUGAAGCUCUUCGCCUCUCCACACUUAUUCCGAUUCAUUCUAGCCGGCUGACUGCCUCGGUUUCAGUACAGUCUCCGAAGAUGUACCCCACCGAUAUGCACAGUCUUCCUAUUGAGAUCUAUAGGAUGAUCGCGAAAAGUCUCUGCACCCACUGUUCUCGAACGGAAAAAGUCUACACGUUGUCCAAGAUUACCCUCUACAAUCUGUGUCUGGUAGACAAAAAAUGGCACCAAGCCGCGACCCCGAGUCUCUAUCACGCCUUCGAGACAAGCUAUGACACGAACUCCAUCCUCUUCGGCUCAAGCCAUGACAAGGCCUUCGAGUCAAGCCAGGACAAGACCUUCCUCGCCUUCCUACACACACUCAUUCAACAUCCGAACCUAGCCAUCCAUGUCAAGAGCCUCCGUCUGAGACCGACGUAUCGAGAAUGGUCCUGGGGGAACAUGAAAGCCUUGAGGAAUGACAUUAGAUUCAGGGCUCUUGCUCUAGGCUCACCCUUUUCAGAUCACCCGGAGUUAUUAGCCGACAGCAACUCAAAUUAUUUAAGCCGAGACUGUCGAGGUGUAUUGGAGGAAAUGCUUCUGCUUCAUACCCCAAACAUUGUGUCCAUCGACUUUGACUGGGGAGCGGUUGAGGUGGAUGUACAUAACAUCUUCAAGUACCUCAACACCGUCGCUCAUUGCUCUCAGAAGUGGCACGGCAUGAGGCGCCUCCGCCAUGUGAAGUUGGAUAUGAGAUUUCCUCGAAACACCCCCGAGUCGCAUAUGACCUAUCUCUCCAGACUUGCCACGGUUGCUCCGAGCGUGCAGCGUCUCCACACAAACUUGGUGAAUUCGCUUUUUCCAAACUGGCAAGAUAUGGAUGACGCGUCAUCCAACUACUGGGCUCCUGUUGCAGUCCAGCUGCAGAUUCCGACUCCUACUCACAUUGUGACCUUCCUCAGCAGCCUCAGGUCUAUAUACAUCGCCAACUUCACCGGUGACGUCUCCUUUGAAAGGACACUCGGAACGCACAUUGGCCACUGCAAGAGCGUUGAGGAGGUACGGUACGUCUCGAAAAGCCGGUAUGCUGCCUCGUUCGUGCAGUUGAUUAAGCCGCUGUCUCGCACUCUGAAGCGAUUCGGCCUCACUCAGUGUUAUCCCCGAGACAACGAAACUAUCUGGGAUGCUCCCCACGACGAUUCUGUGGCAGUGGUUAAGGCUAUUGCGGGCUUGACGUCGCUCGAGGCCCUCCGCUUCGACAUGGCCGGCUCAAUGUCCAUAUUUGGGCACCAGGAAUCGGAAUCGGCCAGUAUGUUAAUUCCGUUAAUUUGCGCCCUCCCCAAGUCUUUGCGCGUCUUGGCCAUUGGCGGUUGCAAGUGGGUUUGUCUCAAGCAGGGCCUCUCGCAACUCAUGGAUCGUGUCCAGGACGGCAUGCUUCCGAACUUCCGCACCCUCCACGUAACCUGUUGGAUUAGGACUCAUUACAAUCCCUUCAUCGAGGCAUUUGCCGACCUUGGUAUUGAAAUGGUGAUUCACAGCCAGAUGGAGCAUCCUCUCGGGCCGAAUGGUCUGUUCUCAGAAGGAUGGACGCAUAUGGUUGAAGGGCGAUUUUCAUAGGCUGAUGGUAUUUGCUGGGGGAUAAAGCUUCUUCGAGCUAGGGACUCCAGCUUGGUGAAGCUGAUCGUUGAUAUCCGUCGACAACAAUGGGUAUUUCGGACUUCCUUGAGUAUUUAAUAAAUUCCUUUUCCAAACCCAAGCUGGUGCUGUAAUAGUGGUCCAUGCCAUGUCUGUCAGGAAGACUGACUGGACUGGAUGGGAUGGUAAGGAGACAUGAGGUGUGGAUGUGGCUUGUGGAUGAUAGUAUGGCUUGUGGCUGACAAGAUGGCUUGUAACUAAUAAUGUGGCUUGAUCUCGAUGGCUACCUCAGCCACAAUACGGUUGUCGCUGUCUUACCUAAUUCAUCCAGUCCGGAGGGUUCUAUCCCGUCGAGC